Molecule: messenger RNA, 660 nt
Organism: Anopheles maculipalpis
Lineage: Eukaryota; Metazoa; Arthropoda; Insecta; Diptera; Culicidae
Gene: cnir
Product: protein cornichon homolog 4
Exons: 3
Coding region: 183-653 (156 amino acids)
Biological process (GO): endoplasmic reticulum to Golgi vesicle-mediated transport
Cellular component (GO): endoplasmic reticulum membrane; COPII-coated ER to Golgi transport vesicle
Source: RefSeq, a predicted model, not a curated record
GCGAAAAGGAAAACAAUCACGGUCGGUGCGGUAAAAACUGCUUCCAUAUAAGUAAUUCGGCUCAAAAGAUGUAUGAAAACUACAUCGUUUAGCAUAAGAGAAAGUGCGGGUUGAUUCACAGUUUCCCGCUAUAGCUAUUUACUCGAAGCGUUUAUGUAAAUAGAAUAAGCGAACGAAGUGAAAUGUUUCCGGAAACGCUGGUGUUUGCGCUAGCGCUCUUCAUUACGGGCGCAAUCCUAUUUCUGCUCAUCUACUACCUGAUUAUACUGUCCGAUCUGGAAUGUGAUUAUCUAAACGCACAGGAAUGCUGCUCGAAGCUCAACUUUUGGUCCAUUCCUAAACUGGCUACCCAUGGAUUUCUUACUUUCCUGCUGCUCAUUCAUGGGAAUUGGAUUUUGUGCCUGGUAAACUUGCCCAUGGUAGGUUGGCUCGUGUACGAGCAGUACCGUGUACCACCCGGCAACAUUGGCAUUUACGAUCCGGCCGAAAUCCAUAACCGAGGCAUGGUGAAAAAGCACCUACGGGACACCAUGAUAGGAUUGGGCUUUUAUUUGAUUAUCUUCUUUGUUUAUCUGUACUGUAUGAUAAUCGCCUUACUGAAGGGGGAUCCGAUUAGACGACACGAAGAAGAGGAAAUAGUAACGGAAUUUUGAAUACUCC